This is a messenger RNA of Kluyveromyces marxianus DMKU3-1042, 3789 nucleotides long. RefSeq names its product myosin family protein (gene MYO1). The transcript has a single exon. The coding region runs from base 1 to 3789 and encodes 1262 amino acids. Gene Ontology annotation, molecular function: actin filament binding; microfilament motor activity; ATP binding. NCBI's taxonomy places the organism in Eukaryota, Fungi, Ascomycota, Saccharomycetes, Saccharomycetales, Saccharomycetaceae. The record is from RefSeq and is a predicted model, not a curated record. Gene Ontology annotation, biological process: actin filament organization; vesicle transport along actin filament; endocytosis. Gene Ontology annotation, cellular component: vesicle; cell tip; actin cortical patch.
AUGGCUAUUAUUAGACGAGCUAAAAACAAGCAAGCGCCUCAAAAGAGAGCGGAUGCGACCAUCAAGAAGGCUACUUUCGAUGCGACCAAAAAGAAGGAGGUCGGUGUGUCGGAUUUGACGUUGCUAUCGUCGAUCUCCGACGACGCAAUCAACCAGAAUUUGAAGAAACGGUUCGAGAAUGGAACGAUCUACACGUACAUUGGACAUGUGUUGAUCAGUGUGAACCCAUUCAGGGACUUGGGGAUAUAUACGGAUGCUGUGUUGCAGAGCUAUAAGGGGAAGAACCGUUUGGAGGUUCCUCCUCACGUUUUUGCCAUUGCAGAAGCGAUGUAUUACAACUUGAAGGCGUACAAUGAGAACCAGUGUGUGAUUAUCUCUGGUGAAUCCGGUGCUGGUAAGACGGAGGCUGCGAAGCGGAUCAUGCAGUACAUUGCAGCUGCUAGUGACACGCACGAGGCUUCGAUCGGGAAGAUUAAGGACAUGGUUUUGGCGACAAAUCCGCUCUUGGAGUCGUUCGGGUGUGCCAAGACGCUCAGGAACAACAACUCGUCGAGACACGGGAAGUACUUGGAGAUCCGGUUCAACGAGCAGUUCGAGCCAUGUGCGGGCCAGAUCACGAACUACUUGCUCGAGAAGCAGCGUGUAGUGGGCCAGAUCAAAAACGAAAGAAACUUCCACAUCUUUUACCAGUUCACCAAGGGUGCCAGCGACACCUACAGACAGAACUUUGGGGUGUUGCAGCCGGACCAAUACGUAUACACUUCUGCUUCAGGGUGUACCUCGGUGGACACCAUCGACGACUUGGAUGAUUUCAAAGAGACGUUAAAGGCUAUGGAUGUGAUUGGGUUGUCGCAAGACGAGCAAGACCAGAUCUUUAGGAUGCUUUCUGCGAUCCUUUGGAUCGGUAACAUCUCGUUCAUCGAAAAUGACGAAGGUAACGCACAGGUCAGAGACACCUCGGUCACGGAUUUCGUCGCAUACUUGUUACAAGUGGAUGCUAGCUUGCUAAUCAAGUGUCUAGUGGAAAGAGUCAUGGAAACUGGCCACGGAGCAAGGAGAGGGUCUGUGUACCACGUCCCACUCAACGUCGUGCAGGCAAACGCUGUUAGAGACGCCUUGGCAAAGGCAGUCUACUCCAAUCUUUUCGAUUGGAUCGUAGACCGUGUCAACGUGUCCUUGAAGGCGUUCCCCGGUGCAGUGAAGUCUAUCGGUAUUCUAGAUAUCUACGGGUUCGAAAUCUUCGAGCACAACUCGUUCGAACAAAUCUGUAUCAACUACGUUAACGAAAAGCUACAGCAGAUCUUCAUCCAAUUGACCUUGAAAUCUGAACAAGAAGAGUACAACAGAGAACAGAUCCAGUGGACUCCAAUCAAAUAUUUCGACAACAAAGUCGUUUGCGACUUGAUUGAGGCCAAAAGACCACCGGGUAUCUUUGCCACUUUGGACGAUUCCGUCGCCACAGCUCAUGCAGACUCCAGUGCAGCAGACCAAGCUUUCGCACAGCGUUUGAACAUGUUCUCAACAAACCCACAUUUUGAUCUGAGAUCGUCCAAAUUCGUCAUCAAGCACUAUGCUGGUGAUGUCACGUACGACAUCACGGGUAUGACUGACAAGAACAAAGAUCAAUUGCAAAAGGAUUUGGCAGAGUUGAUCCAAACAACCACCAACCCAUUCUUGAUGAACAUUUUCCCAGAUGCAGUCGACAAAUCGUCAAAGAAAAGACCCCCAACGGCAGGUACCAAGAUUAUCAAGAGUGCUAACGAAUUGGUAGAUACUUUGUCCAAGGCACAACCAUCCUACAUCAGAACCAUCAAACCAAACCAAACCAAGUCACCAAGAGAUUAUGACGACCAACAAGUCUUACACCAGGUCAAGUAUUUGGGUUUGCAAGAGAAUGUGAGAAUCAGAAGAGCCGGUUUCGCUUACAGACAAACGUUUGAGAAGUUUGUAGAAAGAUUCUACUUGUUGUCUCCACAAUGUUCUUACGCUGGUGAUUACACUUGGCAAGGAGACACGUUGGGUGCUGUCAAGCAAAUCCUCAAGGAUGCCUCGAUUCCAACCACCGAGUACCAGUUGGGUGUGACCAAAGUGUUCAUCAAGACUCCAGAAACGUUGUUUGCCUUGGAACACAUGAGAGACAAGUACUGGUAUAACAUGGCAGCCAGGAUCCAACGUGCUUGGAGAAGAUUCAUCCAAAGGAGAAUCGACUCUGCUAUCAAGAUCCAACGUGCCAUCAAGGAAAAGAAAGGUGGUAACCAAUACGAGCAAUUGCGUGAUUAUGGUAACAGACUCUUGGGCAACAGAAAGGAAAGAAGAGCCAUGUCUCUCUUGGGUUAUAGAGCUUUCAUGGGUGAUUAUUUAUCCUGUAAUGAAAUGAAGUCCAAGGGUGCAUACAUCAAGAGACAAGCUGGAAUAAAAGAAGUGGUUGUGUUCUCUAUACAUGGUGAAGCUCUACAUUCCAAGUUUGGUAGAUCAGCUGUUCGUUUACCAAAAACAAUCAUCUUAACUCCAACCACAUUGUACAUUAUUGGUCAAGCGGUAGCCCAGAAUCAAGUCUCAUAUACCGUUGAUAGAAAGGUCAAUGUCGCACAUAUAAAGUAUGUCAGUUUGACGAGUUUGGCAGACGACUGGGUGGGUAUUUACGUCCAAGGUGAGAAUUUACCAGAUCCAUUUAUCAAUACUGUGUUCAAGACUGAACUAAUUACACACUUGAAACAAUUAAACCGCGCUUUGGAAAUCAAGGUGGGCCCAACUAUUACCUACCAAAAGAAGCCAGGUAAGAUACACACUGUGAAGUGCCAAGUUAGUCAGGCUGCACCCAAGUACGGUGACAUAUAUAAAUCCAGUACCAUCUCCGUGCGCCAGGGACUUCCAGCCAACUCCAAGCAACAUCCAAAACCAAAGAAGAAGAGUUCAUUGUUGGAUGGCUCUGAUGGUUAUGCUCCUGUAUCUACCUCUCAAAGACAAUCUCGUCCUCAACCACCACAAGCAGCACAGCAAUCGCAGCCACAACCACAACCGCAACAAAGGCAAAAUAGACCCGUUGUGCCUCAAGCUACACAAAAGAAGAGAGCUCCACCUCCACCGGGAGCAAACAACGUUUCCUCUUCCAAUACUUCUUCUGGUGCUGGAAUGGAUCCAAGGAAUCUGGCUGCUACUGCUGCCCAAGCUGUUUACCAUCCUCAAACAUCACAACGUCCCAACAAGGCUGCUGCUCCUUCGAGGCCACAACAGCCACAACAGCCACAGCAACAACAGCAACAACAGCAACAACAACAGCAACAGCAACAACCUGGGAAGAAAAGCGUUCCUCCUCCUCCACCUCCACCUCCACCAUCCAACCAAAAUAUUCCAAAAUUCCAAGCCGCAUACGACUUCACAGGUACAGGUUCUCCUAGCGAAUUGCCAUUGACAAAAGGAACUGUCAUUACAGUUUCCAAGCAAGAUCCAAGUGGCUGGUCGCUUGGUAAAUUAUUGGAUGGAUCCAAGGAAGGUUGGGUGCCAACUAAUUAUAUUGUUGAAUACAAGGAGUCCCAGGCCCCACCUGCCCCUCCUGCCCCUCCUGCUGCCGCUGCCACUACUAACAACAAUUACAAUGCUGCUUCUGCUGCUGCCGUUGGUACUGCUGCCGCAGUUGGCGUUGCUGCAGGUGCUGCCGCAGGUGCUGCAAUGGCACAAAACUCAUUCAGUGCUGGUCUUGCUGAUGCUUUGGCAGCAAGAGCCAAUACCAUGAGACUAGAAAGUGACGAUGAAAGCGCUGGCAACGCUGAAGAGGAUGAUGACUGGUGA